This is a messenger RNA of Siniperca chuatsi (mandarin fish), 3604 nucleotides long. It is a transcript of the gene pdgfba, whose product is annotated as serine/threonine-protein kinase Doa. Gene Ontology annotation, biological process: positive regulation of phosphatidylinositol 3-kinase/protein kinase B signal transduction; positive regulation of cell population proliferation; platelet-derived growth factor receptor signaling pathway. The transcript has 7 exons. Lineage: Eukaryota; Metazoa; Chordata; Actinopteri; Centrarchiformes; Sinipercidae. Gene Ontology annotation, cellular component: membrane. Gene Ontology annotation, molecular function: platelet-derived growth factor receptor binding; growth factor activity. The coding region runs from base 819 to 2537 and encodes 572 amino acids. The record is from RefSeq and is a predicted model, not a curated record.
CGAUCAAGAGGCAACCAGAGAGGAGACGCGCGGGGAGUGAGAACAACCUGAUCCUGAGCCGCAGAAACCACCAGGAGAGACAGGGAGAGACAGAGUGAGAUAUUUGCAGGGAGGUGCUAUCGAUAAGAGAGACGCUUGUAUAUAACAGAUGUGCUAUUUGCAGUGAAGUGAAUCGCGCUGGGAUGAGAAUAAUCUGACUUUUACAGUAGAGCGUCCAGAGAAUUACGCAGGAACGCGCCAUUCCAAGGUGAACCAACUUUUACGCACGGACCUUUGGAGAUGCGUGGUUUCACUUAUGAGGAAAAUGCUGCAUCAUUGUUACAUUUAACUGCGAUUUUGGAACGGGAGCUCGUAAUCUGAUAGUUUUGACCGGGAAGUGGGGCACUUUGGCACAUGUUGACGAAUAAUUUAUUUUAAAAAAAGAAUGGAGACAUUCUUGGAGUUUUAGCGGGGGCUUAUUGAAACUCUCUCUGACACUACAGGCAUAAUAGAAAUUGUGUGGCUGUAGCCUUCGUGUAUCAUAACACCCUGCAUUACGCACCUGUCCCACAGUACCCUUGACGUCUCCUCUUGUGAGUUUUCAAAACAGCGGUAUGGACAGAGUCAGACGUCUAGCCUGCGUGUGAGUCACCGUGAGCAAACAUUUGGACAAGCGGCGCUUAUAAGCAGGGACACAUUUGGAGAUAUUUAACAGUGCGUGCCUUGUACAAGCGACCAGCACACGACACCGGGACGAGGCUCGGUGCAGCCGGGGGAUUGGACGCCGAGGUGCUAAAUGCCCAGCCGGUCGCUUGCGGCUCCUCAGGCUGGGCGGCAACAUGAGGUCCUGGGUCCUGCUGCUGCUGCUGGCUGCGUUCUCAGCGGCCCGUCUGCGGCUCGGCAGCGCUGAGGGUGAUCCGCUCCCUCCGUCGCUGGUCGACCUGGUGAGGAACUCUCCCAUCUCCUCUGUGGAUGACCUGAAGCUGCUGCUGCAGCAGGAAACCAAUGCAAUAGAAGAGGAAGAAGACGAGCAUGAUAUUCUCACAAAUCACACCCAUGGACGAUACACUAGAAGUCUUGUGGAGGCGCAGCCGGCCCAGCAAGCGGCGUGUAAAGUUCGGACGGAGGUGAUGGAGGUGACAAGGUCAAUGCUGGACCGCCGUAACGCCAACUUCCUGUUAUGGCCACCCUGCGUGGAGGUGCAGCGAUGUUCGGGCUGCUGCAACACCAGGCUGCUCCAGUGUGUCCCCACCGUCACCUCCAGCAGAUACCUGCAGGUGAUAAAGAUCCAGUACAUAAACAGGAAAGCCCACUACGACAAAGCCAUCAUCCCAGUAGAAGACCACGUAAGCUGCAGGUGCCAACUUCCCUCAUCUUCCUCAUCCUCCUCGUCCUCCUCGUCUGUUCCCAUCCCUCGCUCCUCCAUUCAGAGCAACCUCAAUCCCAACCCACCGCCACUGCAGCAGCCUCCCCCAUCCUCCCACAUUCCCCUGGCCCUCCCCCGGCCCGUCCACCCCUCUCCACCAAAGACUCACGCUUCAAAGGCCGACCUGCAUCGCCACGACGACCUGAAGCACAACCAGCAGCACCACCACCCUGAAGAGCGUGAGCCGGUGGCGAGGCAGUGGCAGCAGGGCAGUUACACUCAACUGGUGCACUGGACGCAGCCCAGGGUGCACCAGGGGCAGACACAAGUGCAGCCAGGGGUACACCAGUCGAUUGUUGGGGCGCUCGGGCCAGUCAGCAGCUGGCCAUCUGAAGCGAGGGCGGAGCAUAGUAUCAUGGGAAGUACGCAGCAGGUCGGCCAUGGAAGCGGGUAUGAGGGGAGCAGGGAGGAAAGCGGCGUGCAUGUUGCAAACAGCGGUGGGGGAGCGCAUCAUCCAGAUCACAUACAGAGGCAGCAACAGUUGUUACAGCAUCAGCAAAGACAACACCUUCAGCAGCAAUAUCAGUAUCAUCAUCAGCCAAAUAAUCCACAGCAGUACAACCAUGGAGGAGUGGAGGACCAAGAGCUGAGGACACAAUAUCGGCUCAGCGUUCCCCAAUCAGACAGCGCCUCUCUGCCUGGCAGCCCAACCCAGCCGCCCAAAUUAGAACAAAACCCCACUCCUCCUAUGACUACCAAUCAGAAAGACUCAGUGACCAGCCAAAACAAUACAGAGGUCACAAAUCACAAACAGACUGAGACUGAAAAAGAAGGUAGCGUGAGGAAGGAAAGUAGGUCGGACAAUAGUGGGGACACGGCCGGGGCAGAGCUGGCCAAUCAGGGGAAGGAAAAAGACUCAAGACUGACCAGUGGGGAUGGUCAUUUAACAGAGGAGGAGAGGAGACAGAAAACUCUGGAGACGGUACAGAGUGAAUUGGAUCGAGAGACUCAUCUUUAUCCGCAUCAUCCUCAGCAAAGACCAAAACUGACCACAUUUAAAACAGCCCUCUCUACUGUGGCUCCCAUCUCGCCCUCAGCCCGUCGUGCCCCGUUCCGACCAGCCUCGCCUCGCCGCAGGAGGAAACACCGCAAACGCAUCAGCAAAGCAGCCAUCAGAGCCAUGAUCAUGUAGAGCUGCAGGAAAUGGUAAAGCUAACCAAAAGCUUUUGGCCAGACACGUUGCACCAAAUGAAUAUGGAGAGACAAGAAACAUGGGAUUCUUGAAUGUGCUGAGGAAUCAACAGAGGUGAAGGACGCUGCUGCUGUUUUCAAUGGACAGCUUUAGAGAAAGUCACCUGUCCUGCUCCGGAGCUGCCGCAGAGCGUCCAGCUUCAUGGAUAUAAUAAAAGUGCAAUCUUAUGAACUCCUUGGAAUGGAGUAUAUUUGACACACUAAACACUGGAUUUCAUAUGUAUGAACCACAAAUCCCAUUAACGUGGAUCGAUGGAAGCUUAUCAGACGCCCAAAGCUGGACUGGUGGUCUCCUCUUGCAGUCGGCAGCCAUUGAUUGGCUGCUGAAACACUUUUGACUUCUAGCUCAGCUACUGAUUGGUCCACAAAUGGAGGACUUGACUAUGACUUUGACUAAGACGUCAUUAUUGGGGGCUAAAUGUGGAGCAUUGAAUGAAGAUGAAACUGGAGACGUGGAGAACUGGAUUUCUACACUGGGACGAUAACUGGAAACUGGAGAGUGCAGCUCAAGCCUCAAUGCCAAACAUUAUUGUUAUCCUACAAUGUCUGAAUCUAACUUUAUCUAACACUGGAGUAGCCAUACACUGAUCAUACUACAUUGACUAGAGAAGUGCUCUAUCGUGUACUGUAGCUUAAUAUACUGGAGAAUAUCAAUAACCUGCUCAUUUUGUACUACUGCCAGAUCAAAAUGGAAUAACAACCAAAUGCCUGCUUAGAUAACAUGCUAUGAAUAUCCACCUUAAAGCAAGUCUUAAAGACCUGGCUUUUAGAGAUCGCUGUGAGCCAGUUAUAGCCAACACUGUAUGUAUAAAUGCUUUUAGAAAAUGAUUUCUGGGGGGGGGGAAGAAAAACUUUAUUUCUUAACUUAUUUAAAAAAGGAGGAUAUGAAGUCCUCCAGUUCUCAAGUGUAAUUAUUGUUGCAGACAUGUUUCAGAUUAUAAUUAUUGGUUGUACAACUGUAACUGUUAUGAAUGUUAUUUUUAAUAAAAAAUAAAAAUAUUCAAUGAA